Messenger RNA from Octodon degus (degu), 2999 nucleotides. RefSeq names its product casein kinase 2 alpha 2 (gene Csnk2a2). NCBI's taxonomy places the organism in Eukaryota, Metazoa, Chordata, Mammalia, Rodentia, Octodontidae. Gene Ontology annotation, cellular component: nucleus; protein kinase CK2 complex; cytosol. The record is from RefSeq and is a predicted model, not a curated record. The transcript has 10 exons. The coding region runs from base 49 to 990 and encodes 313 amino acids. Gene Ontology annotation, molecular function: ATP binding; protein serine/threonine kinase activity. Gene Ontology annotation, biological process: protein phosphorylation; regulation of chromosome separation.
CGCCGCGCCGCCCUCUGCGCCCCGCGGUGCCCCUCGGUCCCGCCCGCCAUGCCCGGCCCGGCCGCGGGCAGUAGGGCCCGGGUCUACGCCGAGGUGAACAGCCUGAGGAGCCGCGAGUACUGGGACUACGAGUCUCACGUCCCGAGCUGGGGUAAUCAAGAUGAUUACCAACUGGUUCGAAAACUUGGUCGGGGAAAAUAUAGUGAAGUAUUUGAGGCCAUUAACAUCACUAACAACGAAAGAGUGGUUGUAAAAAUUCUCAAGCCAGUGAAGAAAAAGAAGAUAAAACGAGAGGUUAAAAUUCUGGAGAAUCUUCGUGGUGGAACAAAUAUCAUUAAGCUGAUUGACACUGUAAAGGACCCUGUGUCAAAGACACCUGCUUUGGUAUUUGAAUAUAUCAAUAAUACAGAUUUUAAGCAACUCUACCAGAUCCUGACAGAUUUUGAUAUUCGGUUUUAUAUGUAUGAACUACUUAAAGCUCUGGAUUACUGCCACAGCAAGGGAAUCAUGCACAGGGAUGUGAAACCUCACAAUGUCAUGAUAGAUCACCAACAAAAAAAGAUGUAUGAUUACAGCUUGGACAUGUGGAGUUUAGGCUGUAUGUUAGCAAGCAUGAUCUUUCGCAAGGAACCCUUUUUCCAUGGGCAAGACAACUAUGACCAGCUUGUUCGCAUUGCCAAGGUUCUGGGUACAGAUGAGCUGUAUGGCUAUCUGAAGAAAUACCACAUAGAUCUAGAUCCACACUUCAACGAUAUCUUGGGACAGCAUUCAAGGAAACGCUGGGAAAACUUCAUCCAUAGUGAGAACAGACACCUUGUCAGCCCUGAGGCCCUAGACCUUCUGGACAAACUUCUGCGAUACGACCAUCAACAGAGACUGACUGCCAAAGAGGCUAUGGAGCACCCGUACUUCUACCCCGUAGUGAAGGAACAGUCCCAGCCUUGCGCAGAGAAUGCUGUACUUUCCAGUGGUCUCACAGCAGCGCGAUGAAGACUGGAAGGCGACGGGUAAUGCGGCAUUGAUGCUUGCCAAUAAAACCAACCACCAAACACAAAUCUUGAAGGAAACUACAGUGUGAUAAAGAGAAAUUCUAAUCAUUCCUUCUAAGGCAAGAAGAGUAAAGACAUAAAAGUCUGUCAAAAGAAACUCCCCAGUACUAGUCUCCAGGGAGCUGCAGUUGUGCAGUGUGAUGAUGCAUAUAGUUCAGGAUCUGAGGGGACUCUCCCUUUGGAAUGCAUGGGAGAUGAGAAACUCGGAGUUGUUGUACAUUUUUCUUCGUUUAACAGGACACCUCUGUUGAAUAACGCGUUCGGUCAACAAGCUCUGAAUAUCUGACUUCCUAUCUAUUCCAUUGUGGUCUGGUUUCCUUUGAUGAGAAUUCAGUCUCAAGUUUUAGCAAAAUGUCAGCAAUCUGUAUUGACACACCAGCCUCAUUUAUGAAAAAAGAUAUUAAAACAGUGACAGUAUUUUUUUUUUUAAGCUCUUUUACAAAUUCAUGUUCUAUGUAUUUUUUUAUGACAUGAGCUCUCCAGGAAAUGUACCUCAUCCCUGCAGUUUCCCUCUAAGUGUUUUCUUUUGGAAGCAAACUGCAGUCACUUUCACAGUCCUCUUUGCUGUCAGGAGCCAUCACGUGAAACCAUGAGAUGCCAUGAACAGGUCCAUCGGUCUCAUCAGAAAGUCCUUGCUAUGUGCACAACUUGGAGCUCACUAUAACCUCUGUUGAUUUGCUUAACUACAGAACUUGUUGGGUUUUUUUCAUUUAGCCUAUUUUUGGAGGGAAGGGGCAGCCUUUUAAGGAAAACCUCAGCAUUUCCCAGCACAUCCCUGUGUGUGCACCUGUUCUAAUGCACCUCUCUGAAACAGUGACCUUUUUGUUCACAACCAUAACUAAAGCUGGCAAGUCAGUUUUCAGGCUGGUGGAAGAGGGAAAAAGCAUCCUGUUAGGAUUCGUUCUGGAAAGAUUUACUUGGGGGAAAAGUAUCACUGCCUGUAUUCCCUUUUUACACCCAUGAUAAUUUCUGAUAUAAUCAGGGUAAUAAGCAUUUUGAGCUCUGCUAUGUGACAUAUAAGAAGGGACAGAUAAGUCAUUUCUCAAAUGCAAGUACUGAGUAUGGGCAAGGCCAUCUCAUAGCUCCAGCAGUUAGGAGAGAAACGAGACAAGAGAAAUAUGCAGGGAUUGGUGAUAAAGGUAAACCUCCGAGGGCAAGUGUGACAGCCUUGGAUCUGCUGUGCUAAACUUGACAUUAGCAAAAAAAGCUAGAUUUUAUUUUAAAAGACAGAAUAGGGCUAAUUUCAUUUUUGGGACUUGUCAACAACAUGAUUUGCUAUUAGUCUCCUUUUCCCCAGUUACAGAGUGAUUGCUUCAGCUCGGGGGACCUAACAUACCUAAGGCUAGAGCUAGAGGAGUCUACCACCAUAUCACACUUAGGAUUUCUUUAUUCACUAUUUAAUAAUGCCAUGCAUUUUUUUUUUAAAGAUUAGAAUGUUUGUUUGAAGCAUCUGUUUACAUUCCAUACUCUAAUAAAAUCAUAUUGGUAUUGGUAGUAGGUCCUAUCUUUAAAUAUAGAUUCUAUUUUUAUGGUUUGGUUGGUUGAAACUUAAAAUGCAAAUGAAAUUCUUCUUGUAGAGUUGAAUUUAUGGAUUAAGAUCCUAAAGCCAGGAAAUACAUUCAGUUAAGGUUCUCAUACUAAUACUGCCUACCUGCAUUGCACAUUCUGUAUCUUGAUAUGUACAUUUGUUCUACCUGAAAAUCAAAAAUAUGUGAAUUGUCAGCCAAACCUGUAUCAGUAUGUCAGGCAGCAAAACUCAGUGUUUUGGAUUAUCACAUGCCUUCAAAAUGCCCUUAAGGCAGCCUGAAGUAUUGAUUAUCAGGGAGAUGUGCCACUGUGUCUUUCUUGUAUCCCAGCCCCCAAGCCCAUUCUUCUUUGAAUUUAUGUAUUUGGUACAGGGUCUCACUAUGCAGCUCGGACUUGUAGUGAUCCUCCUGUUUUCAGCCUCCC